Messenger RNA from Neltuma alba, 3478 nucleotides. Its product is annotated as ADP-ribosylation factor GTPase-activating protein AGD3. Gene Ontology annotation, molecular function: GTPase activator activity; protein binding. Gene Ontology annotation, cellular component: cytoplasm. The transcript has 19 exons. Bases 569 to 3073 code for a protein of 834 amino acids. The record is from RefSeq and is a predicted model, not a curated record. NCBI's taxonomy places the organism in Eukaryota, Viridiplantae, Streptophyta, Magnoliopsida, Fabales, Fabaceae.
UUCUCGCUUUAAUCAAUUUGUGCGUGUGUAACACUGAUGGAUUCGUAGUGAAAUGAAUUUGCCUGAAUCCAUCGAGCUCAAUUCCCAAGACUUGCCCUUUAACUUUGGCAUCCUCAAGAAUAAAAAGAAAGCGUCCAUGACUAAGAAGUAGACUUGCGGUGUAACAGUGUGCGUGCUGGAAGCAUAUUAAACAAUUCUCCCUGUGUUUGUGGUGGGGUUUCUAGGGUUUUGUCCUUGCUCUUCUGGGGUUUUGAGACCAAAUAUAUUGCUGGGAUCCAAUAAAGGAAAAUCUUGCUAGCAGAGGAUGAAGGGGAAGGGGAGCUCUUGGGUAGCUUCAGGGCCGUGAAAUUCAUGCCAAUGCUGGUUUUGAUGUUUUAAUUCAGUGGCAAAAGGUUAUUUAGUUGUUUGAUUACUUUGAUUUAUUUGUAACUCAAAAAUCCUGAGAUCUCGCUUCGACUGUUGCCUCUUUCCUGCUGAUAACACUUGAUUGGUUUUCGUGUCGCCAAGAUCGGCAUUGAUUUCGUGGUAUGGUAAUGGUAGUUUAUUAUUACUCUAAACAUCAGCAAAAAUGCAAUUCGCAAAGCUCGACGACUCUCCUAUGUUUCGCAAGCAGAUACAAUGCCUGGAGGAGAGUUCAGAAUCUUUGAGAGAGAGAAGUUUGAAAUUUUACAAAGGGUGCAGAAAAUACACUGAAGGACUUGGGGAGGCAUAUGAUGGUGACAUUGCAUUUGCAAGUGCUUUGGAAACUUUUGGUGGAGGCCAUAAUGAUCCCAUCAGUGUUGCUUUUGGAGGUCCUGUUAUGACCAAAUUCACUAUAGCCUUGAGAGAAAUUGGGACAUACAAAGAAGUCCUUCGUUCACAGGUUGAACAUAUGCUAAAUGACAGAUUACUCCAAUUUGUUAAUAUCGAUUUGCAUGAAGUCAAGGAGGCACGCAAGCGUUUUGACAAAGCCAGUCUUAUUUAUGAUCAAGCUCGUGAAAAGUUCCUGUCUUUAAGAAAAGGCACAAAAACAGAUGUAGCUACUGCUCUUGAAGAGGAGCUUCAUAAUGCAAGAUCCACAUUUGAGCAAGCUCGAUUUAAUUUGGUUACAGCUUUGUCAGCUGUUGAAGCCAAGAAGAGAUUUGAAUUUUUGGAAGCAGUCAGUGGGACCAUGGAUGCACAUCUUCGCUACUUCAAACAGGGUUACGAGUUAUUGCACCAAAUGGAGCCAUAUAUUAACCAGGUCCUGACAUAUGCUCAGCAGUCAAGAGAGAGAUCCAACUAUGAGCAAGCAGCUCUAAAUGAAAGAAUGCAAGAGUACAAAAGGCAGGUUGAUCGUGAGAGUAGGUGGUCCUCAAAUGGUUCUAAUGGGUCUCCUAAUGGAGAUGGUAUACAAGCCAUUGGUAGAAGCUCACAUAAAAUGAUAGAGGCAGUUAUGCAAUCUGCUGCCAAGGGAAAGGUUCAAACAAUUCGACAAGGUUAUCUUUCAAAGCGGUCUUCAAACUUAAGGGGUGACUGGAAAAGGAGGUUUUUUGUUCUUGACAGUCGGGGAAUGUUGUAUUACUAUCGUAAGCAGUGCAGCAAAUCUGGGUCUAGCAGUCAACAUUCUGGUCAGAGGAAUAGUUCUGAGCUUGGUUCUGGGCUCCUGAGCCGAUGGCUGUCUUCUCAUCAUCAUCAUCAUCAUGGUGGUGGUGUGCAUGAUGAAAAAUCUGUUGCUCAUCACACAGUGAAUCUGCUUACGUCUACAAUCAAAGUUGAUGCUGACCAAUCAGACCUGAGGUUUUGCUUCAGAAUCAUUUCGCCAACAAAGAACUACACUUUGCAGGCAGAGAGUGCAUUGGACCAAAUGGAUUGGAUUGAAAAGAUCACUGGUGUUAUUGCUUCAUUGCUGAGUUCUCAGAUUCCUGAAAGGUGUCUCCCUGCUAGUCCUAUGGGAAGUGGUCAUAAUAGGUCUGCCAGUGAGAGUAGUUCUUUUGAAAGUUCAGAUUUUGAUCACUCUGCUGUGGAAGAAUAUAAAUCGGACAGAGGUCUUGCUUCUGCACAUAUGGAACGCCCCUCAAGAAGCUUGCAGCAGCAGCAACGACCAUGUAUAAAAAAUGAGAAGCCAAUUGAUGUUUUGCGACGAGUUUGUGGAAAUGAUAUAUGUGCUGAUUGUGGGGCGCCUGAACCUGAUUGGGCAUCAUUAAAUCUUGGUGUUCUUGUUUGCAUUGAGUGUUCUGGUGUUCACCGAAAUCUUGGUGUACACAUAUCAAAGGUUAGGUCUCUAACAUUGGAUGUUAAAGUGUGGGAACCUUCUGUGAUAAGUUUGUUUCAAUCACUUGGGAAUACUUUUGCCAACUCAGUCUGGGAGGAAUUGUUGCAUUCAAGAAGUGCCUUUCAGAUUGAUCUUGUCCCCACAGGCUUAAGUAAGUCCGACAAACCACAGGUUCUCUUCAUCAGCAAACCUUGUCAGUCUGAUUCUUUAUCUGUGAAGGAAAAGUUCAUCCAUGCAAAGUACGCAGAGAAGCUUUUUGCUCACAAGUCAAAAGACAAUCAAUAUCGUCUCUUGGUGGCACAACAGAUUUGGGAAGCUGUUCGUUCUAAUGACAAAAAAGCUGUGUACCGCUACAUUGUUAAUUAUGAAGUUGAUGUUAAUGCUGUUUAUGAGCAAACAUGCAGCUCUUCUUUAACCCUUGCCAGAGUGAUGCUAUUACAAGAGCAGACAGGCCGUGAUCACAACUCUAGUUUAGUAGGGAACUCAUUCGAUUGGUCCUCUACUUGUCCCCUGAAUAUGGUGGGAGCAAAAGACGAUCAGACGAUGAAUGAUCUUGAUGGGUGUACCCUACUUCACCUUGCUUGUGAAACAGCUGACAUUGGCAUGCUGGAGCUUCUUCUUCAGUAUGGUGCAAAUAUUAAUGCCACUGACAUGAGAGGCCAAACACCUCUCCACCGCUGCAUUCUCAAAGGAAGAUCUACAUUGGCAAGAUUACUUCUCUCAAGGGGAGCUGAACCUCAAGUUGCUGAUGAAGAGGGAAGAACCCCCCUUGACCUUGCUGUACGGUCAAACUUUGAUGACAAUGAAGUGCUUGCUUUAUUAUCUGAUUCAAAUGGAUAAGGCUAUUCAGUAAAUAAAGGAGCACUGAAGUUCCAAGUAGUUUAAGAUAUGAAACAUUGGGUUUUUGUAAAUUAUUGUAUGUGAUAAACGGGAGAAGGUGUUGUUUUUUAAGGUGGUGUCACUAGUAUUGAAGGCUUGAGAGAGUGUGGCAGGUUGAGAUGCCCAUCCCUUGGGUCAUAUUAUGCGAUUGUUGGUCCUCGGAGUUGUAAUCCAAAAAUGUGACCACAUUGGUCUAAGUUUAAAGAGCACCUUAGUACUAAUAGCAUAUCAUGGAGGCCGAGCUCUCUAGUCUGUGUAAACUGUAAUAUGAUAUGAUGCUUUUGUAUUCCUGUUUUCUUUUGCUUCCUUUUUGGUGAAGCAGCCGUGCGGUCUUGGGGGUUUAUGUAUGUGUACAUUGGCUUAUUU